UUUAGCAGCAUCAUCAUCAUCCAGGAUUCACAAGGGUCCACGCCUUGGCCACAGAUGAUCUUCACAUUCCCAGAGGAUGAUGAAUGUUGUGGUUUGUCACAUAUUGCAACACACUGUACAGUUGCAGCAGCAGCAGCAGCUGGAGUGAGAGAGAGAGAGAUAGAGAUAGAGUAGGAACAAGAGCAAGAAGAUGAGCUGCUGCUGCUGCAGCAGCAUGUCAUGGUCCUGGUGGUGAUGGUGGUGCUGCAGUGGGUUAGUUGGGGGUGGUAAAAUGUUAUGAAAUAUAGAGCAGAGCAGACUAGACCAGAUGAGACCAGGGAAAGGGGGAAGGGAAGGGGAAGGGAAAAAGAGUGUGUGUCUGAUGCUGCGGUGACCAGGGGGAGGUCGGCGGUGCGCUAGAGCAGCAGACCAGCUGCAUCUUCCCUUCCCUUCCCCUUCCACCCCCUUUUUCUCUUUAUUUUAUUCUAGAUGCUUGCUGCUCCUCCUUGUGGUGCGUGCCACCUGCCUGGCCACUCGCCCACCCUCCUCCUGCUGCUACUGCAACGCCGUUUUCGAGACCAUGGCACUGCCCGUGUAGCACCCCCCAUGGUAGCACAGCCAUUCGAGAGAGGGAAGGAGGGAGAGAGUGAGUGAGUGAGUGAGUGAGUCCGUCAAUGCUAGAUGAUGGUGCUCACUUAACCCACCCCACCCAACUACUCUGGAUCACUUAAUUCCAGGGGUCGAUUGCGCGAGUGUGCAGGAAAGACCAGCAACUACCUCGCACAGACAAGCCCAGGCUUCUCGCUAUGUUGGUUGAUUGGCUGGUCAUCUCAAUGAACCAGAAUCAGUGAAGGAUUGCGUAUCGUCUCCCAUUGCAGUGGCCCUGUUGGCCAAUUUAGCUGUCGGUAAUGCGGGUGUUGAUACUCUGCUAGCUAGCCCGCAGUUGCUGAUGCUGUGAAAGAGCCCGUGGUGUGCUUGAAUCCACGGUGUGGGGAGAUCAGGAGUGAGCUGCAGCGACCCUUCAUCGUUGUGUUGUUUUAUUUUGUGUUCAUUCCGAAUUGAGAGUAGGCGGUUUGAUUGUGGAACUCUCGUAGCUUCCAGUUCCACCCGCCUCCGGGACUACGGUCGUUGUAGCUAUCAGCUACAACUGUUCAAGAUGCGGAUGCAUCCACAACGUGGAUUGAAGGCCGUCAGGGUGCACCCAUUUCUCACUGUUAGAAUUCUUAAGGCUGUACUUACAUUCCCUGUCUGUGAACAAAUGCGGGAACUGCUAUAGGCUUAGCUUAGUGAGGCUAACUGUAAGAUGCUCUCUUGAGGAUUACUGCGCAGCUAACCAGUUUAGUUUAAUCUCGUCAAUCUCUACAACGACGCUUCUUCAUAGUCACUUUGACAUUCCCUUCAGCUAGGCAGGACACUGACUGCGUCACCGGCCUGCGAAUUCACUUGAGCAGUGACUGGACCAAGGUCGAAAUUUGUCGAAAACGGUGCCAGUGGGAGAUGUGAGAGAUCAAGUUGGACAGGCAACGGAGGAAGGCUUGAGUAGUACAACAUGACCCCAGCCAUGGUAGAUUUCUGGAUGGGGAGCUUAGCCAUUUUGAUUCUACUUCCUACUUCAGCGUUUGCUCGAGUUGGCCCUGCUGGAGUGACUGAUCCUCCGGUAGAAACAAUCUCAUAUCUGGAGCGGACAUUGGCAUCUCCCUCCGCUGACGUUGAGAAGACAUCUCGAGGCAUCGAAGUUCCGAGUCUAGAUCGAAGAGGAGCACCUCGACAGGAAGAGGACACGAUUUUUGGUCAUUUCCAGAUUAAAGAGUUUGGUGGUGGAAUCAGCAGGAGGAGAGGGCUGGUGGGCUCAUCUCCACCAACUUGCCGAUUCCAGUGCGGAACGUGCACGCCCUGCAAGCCAGUGCACGUAGCCAUUGGCAGUCCGCACAGCAUGAUAUCACAGACUGAGUACUACCCGGAGGUAUGGCGAUGUCAGUGCGGCGACCGAUACUACAUCCCAUAACCAUGUAUAAAUAUAUAUAUAUAUAUAUAUAUAUAUCACAUCCUCUACUAGUUAUCCUCAGACUGAAGGCUCUUCGUCUAGAGUUCAUUAUCCAUUACAACAAAUGUAAGCUUUGCGAGGUUACGCAAUGUGUUUAUAACCCAAUUAACAGGUAAUUUCUUCUUCAGAUCGUUAAAAUUGGAGUAAAUUAGAGCUGAUUUCACACGGUUGGAAACUCAAAAUGGGUGGUAGUGAGGAUUUGGCGACCAGGAAACUUCACGGUGGAGAUAGAAGCUUCCUUUCAGCGUUGAGUGGUGAAAAUAGUGCAGUAAGUAGCAAAAAAACAAAAACAAAACAAUAUCCAAUGCAGGUGCUUGUUAGUGAAGCGGCAUUAAGCUGCCCUUUUUUUGCCCGGGACAAAGAGUCCCACAUUUCAUGUCAAACUUGGUCUGAAUAAAUCAGCUACCAUGACUUCUGUUAACUUGAAA
Molecule: messenger RNA, 2451 nt
Organism: Physcomitrium patens
Lineage: Eukaryota; Viridiplantae; Streptophyta; Bryopsida; Funariales; Funariaceae
Product: EPIDERMAL PATTERNING FACTOR-like protein 5
Biological process (GO): stomatal complex development
Source: RefSeq, a predicted model, not a curated record